Molecule: messenger RNA, 1674 nt
Organism: Rhizoctonia solani
Lineage: Eukaryota; Fungi; Basidiomycota; Agaricomycetes; Cantharellales; Ceratobasidiaceae
Exons: 7
Coding region: 1-1674 (557 amino acids)
Source: RefSeq, a predicted model, not a curated record
AUGUCUGUUCCAGGCAUCAACUUGCAGGCAAUUUUGGGCCAGCUUAUGGCCGCGGCACAAGGUCCCUCAGCGUUGCAAACGCCGAACACGGGCCCUACGGAUGUCACAGCAAUUAUCGCGGCUCUCAGUUUGUUGUCCCCUCAGCUUGCAUCCGCCAUCCAGAAUCAACCCCCCUUGAACACGGCUGUUGUGGACGACAACCCUCUUUCAGAUUUGUAUCGACGGGCCCACAUGACGUUUAAAGCUAACAACCGACCGAAAGGCACACCUGGUCGGGGCAAAUUCAAAUUGAAGGAGUGGAUGGGUCUAAGUCAGCAUAACUAUGAGCUUUUCCUCCGUACCGUCAAGGAUGCCGUUUACGCUGCUAAUCUCAACCGGACCCAGAUGAUGAAGGCCCAGGAUCCGGAAAGGCUUACUCGCGCUCGAGCCAAGAUUAAGAAAGCACUCCCGGGGCUUGCGGUGUACGCAAACUGUAACUCUCCCUACUGGCCAGUUGAUGCAGGUCUACUCGUCAUCCUCAAGUCCCUCACCGAGAGUCACAGGCGUCAAAUGGAACAGGCCGCACAGGAACAGGCCGCACAAGCACAAGCAUCUGAAUUUACGCCGGAUGGCGCCAAUGAUGACGAUACCCCUCCUGAUCCCAACGUCGCACCCGAUACCCCUCCUGGUCCCGACGUUGCACCCAUUGGUGUCGGUAACGGCAAUGACGACAACGACGGUCACAGUGACAAUGGCCUCAAGGAUUGUUACGAUGACAACAAUGAUGACGGCAACAAUAGCAGCAACGACGAUGACAAAGACGAAGGCAAGGAUGGGAACGUGACCAUGGCCUCCGCGCACGAUUUUGACGAGCUCCGUGACAUGCAGAUGGAUGCCGGACACGACCCACAGGAGGACGAAGAGAUGGCAGACAAUACGCCCUCGUCUAACCCUCCUGCAUAUAAUUCGGCCCUUUCCUCCACCAAUCCUGUUCUCGACCGUAGCCACGCCCCAGUCACCGCCAACAAACCCAAGUCCCGCAAGUCGUCUCCCAAUGUCUCCGCCCCCGCUGCUGUCGGUGCUCCAGCUCCAGCCAAGAAGCGCGCACAGUUGGUUGCGCCUACCGCAUCGAAUCCGGUUGCGCCAACCGAUCCUGCCGCCGCUCGCUCCAAUCGUUCGCGCCGUGACAACAAGGCCGGGGCCGUAUCAAGUCCGGUUUCCAUCGCUCCUUCCUCGAAUGUUAUUUCUACCUCCGCCGUCGCUGCCCCUGCAACAACCACGAUCUCCUACGCCUCCACAACCAACACCACCGUUCAAGCUCAAGCGUCGUCCACCACUGGCCUGCCCCUUGAACCAGGCAACGCGGCGCACUCUGCUUGGCUCCCUGCUUCAAAACGUCCGUCCCUUCCGCCUGCAUCUGGCCCCGAGCCUACCGAACCGCUCACUAGGGGCAAACGGGCGACACGCAAAAAGCCCCAAGCCAACAGCAAGACGUCGGCUCCUUCGGCUAACUCCGUGCAACCCCAGCCGACCCCAAAGCCCAAGCGCAAGACCAAGGCUGCGAUGGCCAAGGAAGCUGAGUCGAUGGGGCUGUCCGAUGUGGAGCCUACGCCGCCGCCCAAGCCGGCGCGUAAGACGCGUACUCCAGCCACUGACCAGCCGGCUAAAAAGAAGGCGGGGUCCAAAUCCAAGUAG